Molecule: messenger RNA, 1296 nt
Organism: Capsella rubella
Lineage: Eukaryota; Viridiplantae; Streptophyta; Magnoliopsida; Brassicales; Brassicaceae
Product: immune-associated nucleotide-binding protein 12
Molecular function (GO): GTP binding
Source: RefSeq, a predicted model, not a curated record
AUGGAUUCGACGGAGUUGGUACUAGUCUCCAAGGAUGGUUCUGUUUUAGAGGUUACGUGUGAUUUAGGUUUACAGCAGAAGAAACCUGAAACACAAGUAACAGAUGAUUUGCUAACUGAUCGUACACAAUCUUUACUAGAGGAUGGACCGGUUUCGAAGGUUGGCUUGACAGAGUUACAAAAGGUUUCAGAAUAUUUGCCUAAGAAUGGUUCUGUUUUGGAGGUUCCUUGUGAUUCACGUUUAGAGCAGAAACCUGCAAGAACCCUACUUUUGGUUGGAAGGUCAGGUAAUGGUAAAAGUGCGACCGGGAAUAGUAUUCUUGGAAGACGAGCGUUCAACUCAAGAGGCCGUGCGUCAGGUGUAACUACGGCUUGUGAGCUGCAGAAUUCGACUUUACCCAAUGGCCAGAUCCUCAAUGUUAUUGAUACUCCAGGCCUGUUUAGUCUGUCCCCAUCAACCGAGUUUACGUGUAGAGAGAUUCUGAGGUGCUUCUCUCUAAGCAAAGAAGGGAUUGAUGCAGUGCUUCUUGUAUUUUCCUUGAGGAACCGGCUCACAGAAGAGGAGAAAUCUUCGCUUUUCGCAUUAAAGAUCCUUUUCGUUGUUAACUACAUGAUUGUUAUUUUCACAAAUGAAGAUUCUCUUGAUGAGGAUGAUGGUGAUGAUACAUUUGAGAAUUAUUUGGAAGACUGUCCUGAUUUCAAGGAAAUUAUCAAGACUUGUAGUGACCGCAAGGUAUUGUUUAGAAACAGGUCUAACGCCUCUGAGAGUCAGAAAGCUAAGCAAGUUGAUGAGCUUCUAAACUAUGUUGAAGAAGUUGCAAGGUUGAAUGGGAAACCAUACAUGUCUGAUCUAUCUCAUGAGAUAAUGGAAAAUGAAGCUGCCUUCCAGAUAAAGCAGAAGAAGAUUUUAGAGAUGAAGGGAUGGUACUCAAAACAAGAGAUGCUUCUAAUGAAGAAAGAUAUGGAGAGGUCUUUUGAAAAUGAGCAGCUCAGGCACAUGAUGGAGAGGGUGGAGACUCAGCUGCGGGAGACAAAAGAGAGUCUAGAGCAGAAGCUGAAUGAAGAGAAAGCUGCAAGACGUGAACUAGAGAUUAGGGCAAAAGAAGCUGAGGAAAAGUCGAGUGAUGUAGUGAAGAAGCUCAACGAAGAGCAAGCUGUGAGACUUCAAAUGGAGAGAAGAGCUUAUGAAGUAGAGAAAAGCGCUGAUGAAGUAAAGAAGCUAAAGGAGGAACUGGAGAAGGCGAAAAAAUUGGCCAAUGAUCUCAAAAAUUCUAAGAAGCGUUGCAUCAUUAUGUGA